This is a messenger RNA of Elephantulus edwardii (Cape elephant shrew), 1527 nucleotides long. RefSeq names its product bleomycin hydrolase (gene BLMH). Gene Ontology annotation, biological process: L-homocysteine catabolic process; response to toxic substance; proteolysis. NCBI's taxonomy places the organism in Eukaryota, Metazoa, Chordata, Mammalia, Macroscelidea, Macroscelididae. Gene Ontology annotation, molecular function: cysteine-type aminopeptidase activity. Bases 160 to 1527 code for a protein of 455 amino acids. Gene Ontology annotation, cellular component: cytoplasm. The transcript is spliced from 12 exons. The record is from RefSeq and is a predicted model, not a curated record.
CCGCCGCAGCCUCCCCGCCGCCACCCAGCAGGUUUCCUUUUUCCGGCGUUCCGGGUGAGAUAGGCAGGUCGGGCCGCCCAGGCAGCGAUCCGCAGUGCUAGCCCGGCGCUCGCCCGAGGACCCUGAAACUACCGUUACUCUGUGGGGCAGUGCGGCGCCAUGAACAGUCCGGGACUGAAUACGGAGAAAGUGACUACUCUGAUUCACAAACUGAAUUCCGACCCUCAGUUCGUACUUGCCCAGAAUGUCGGGACUACCCACGACCUGCUGGACAUCUGUCUGAAGAGGGCCACGGUCCAGGGUGCUCAGCAUGUGUUCCAGCACGUCGUGCCUCAGGAAGGCAAGCCGGUCACCAACCAGAAGAGCUCAGGGCGUUGCUGGAUCUUUUCUUGUCUGAAUGUUAUGAGACUUCCAUUCAUGAAAAAAUUAAAUAUUGAAGAAUUUGAGUUUAGUCAAUCUUACCUGUUUUUCUGGGACAAGGUUGAACGCUGUUAUUUCUUCUUGAAUGCAUUUGUGGACACAGCCCAGAAAAAUGAACCUGAGGAUGGAAGACUGGUGCAGUAUUUGCUUAUGAAUCCUGCAAAUGAUGGUGGACAAUGGGAUAUGCUUGUCAACAUUGUUGAAAAAUAUGGUGUUGUUCCUAAGAAAUGUUUCCCUGAAUCUUACACAACUGAGGCAACUAGAAGGAUGAAUGAUAUUCUGAAUCACAAGAUGAGAGAAUUCUGUAUACGACUACGGAAUCUGGUGCACAGUGGAGCAACCAAAGGAGAAAUCUCGGCCACACAGGACAGCAUGAUGGAGGAGAUAUUCCGAGUGGUAUGCAUUUGUUUUGGUAAUCCUCCAGAGACAUUCACCUGGGAGUAUCGUGACAAAGAUAAAAAUUACCAGAAGAUUGGCCCCAUAACACCUUUGGAGUUUUACAGAGAACAUGUCAAACCUCUCUUCAAUAUGGAGGAUAAGAUUUGUUUAGUGAAUGACCCUCGGCCCCAGCACAAGUACAACAAACUUUACACAGUAGACUACUUAAGCAAUAUGGUUGGAGGGAGAAAAACUCUGUAUAACAACCAGCCUAUUGACUUCUUGAAAAAAAUGGUUGCUGCCUCCAUCAAAGAUGGAGAGGCUGUGUGGUUUGGCUGUGACGUUGGAAAACACUUCAAUGGCAAGCUGGGCCUCAGUGACAUGAAUGUUUAUGAUCAUGAAUUGGUGUUUGGUGUCUCCUUGAAGAACAUGAGCAAAGCUGAGAGGUUGACAUUUGGUGAGUCACUGAUGACCCACGCCAUGACCUUCACUGCUUUCUCGGAAAAGGAUGAUGAAGAGGGAGCAUUUGUGAAAUGGAGAGUGGAGAAUUCAUGGGGUGAAGACCAUGGCCACAAAGGUUACCUGUGCAUGACUGACGAGUGGUUCUCCCAGUAUGUCUACGAGGUGGUGGUGGACAGGAAGCACGUCCCUGAAGACGUGCUGGCUGUGUUGGAGCAGGAUCCCAUCGUCCUGCCAGCCUGGGACCCCAUGGGAGCCUUGGCUGAGUGA